Molecule: messenger RNA, 2660 nt
Organism: Zophobas morio
Lineage: Eukaryota; Metazoa; Arthropoda; Insecta; Coleoptera; Tenebrionidae
Gene: BuGZ
Product: BUB3-interacting and GLEBS motif-containing protein ZNF207
Exons: 8
Coding region: 136-1362 (408 amino acids)
Cellular component (GO): nucleus
Molecular function (GO): DNA binding
Source: RefSeq, a predicted model, not a curated record
UAGCAGGACGCCAUCUUGUCAGUUAGUUGUUUCGUGAUUUAGGAGUGUGAUUAAAUCCAAAUUGAAGCUGUAUUUUAGUUAUAGAUACGAACAUUGUCUGUGAUUUUCUAAUACAUUCGUUCCAACUAGAGAAAAAUGGGUCGCAAGAAGAAGAAGAUGUCGAAACCGUGGUGCUGGUACUGCAACCGCGAGUUUGAAGACGAGAAGAUCCUCAUCCAACACCAAAAGGCAAAACACUUCAAAUGCCACAUAUGUCAUAAGAAACUGUACACAGGCCCCGGAUUGUCAAUACACUGCAUGCAAGUCCACAAAGAAACGAUCGACAAAGUUCCCAACUCGCUGCCCAACCGCACCAAUAUCGAGAUAGAAAUUUAUGGAAUGGAAGGCAUACCAGCGGCCGAUCUGCGGGAGCACGAAAGACAGAGGCUCGGCAGCGUCUCGGGUACCAUCUCUGGGUCCGACGACGAGGACGAGCCUGCUUCUAAACGGGUCAAACCUGAGGGCCUGCUGGGUAACGCUCCAGGUGUGAUGUCCGGGAUGCCGGGCGUGAUGCAGGGGAUGAUCCCGCCGCCGGGCAUGCCUCCAGGUCUUCCCAUGGGCCCCAUGAUGUCGAUGGGACCGAUGGGGCCCCAAUUCAUGCAUCCAGGGAUGCCGAUGAUGCCUCCACAUAUGGCCAUGAUGCAGGGCCAAGGGGGCCCCGCUAAGCCGCUGUUUCCGAGUGCUAUUCCGUGUUCGUCACCCGGAGCGUCAAUAGUGGGUGCUGAUUUUAAACCGAUUUCGUCAGCGGCGACGAUAAGUGCGCCACCUACAACAAACACUCCUAGUAGUAGUGACGGUGCUAAAGUUAACACGAUAGCGACCACGGGGGCUACGAGUAAAAUUAUCCAUCCGGCGGAGGAUAUUUCGCUGGAGGAGAUCAAGAGUAGGCAGCCGAAGUAUGCAAAGACUAUUCCCACAAAGUCAGAUGAGACUGCUUCGAGUUCAAGUACGACGGCGUCUGAUAUGGAACACGUGUAUAUGCAAAACUAUCUGGCUAACGCCGUUUCCGCCGCCCAGCAGGCCGCCGUCCAGCAGGCGAAGCAGGCCGAGGCGAUAAACCAUGCCGCCAUGAUGCAGAGGUUUCCUGUGCGAGUUUCCGGUCCUCCGAUCACGAUGGCCCUGCCAGGCGGUCCAGUGAUGGCCCCCAUGCGACACACGAUGAUCCCGGGUCCGCCUACUUUGAUCGGAGGACACUUGAUGCGGCCGCCUCCCAUCAGCAUGCCCCCAGGGAUGAUCGGAGUACCGCCCGGGAUGGUAUAUGGUGCUCACAUGUUUCCAGCCGCACCUGUGCUGACACCUAUGAUGCAACCAAGGUUCAGAUGAUCUCCGAUAUACCUCGUCUAUCACCCGCAAGUCUAAUCUUUUUCUUUUAUUUUUCGUUCAACUUUUAAGUUUAACUGCAUGCAAUGGAUUCCUGCGAUCGUGAUUUAAUAUUGACACUGUUUUAUUUUCGACAGGUUUUAAAACAAACGUUAAAUUACCUGCCAAAACGGUAUGUAAAAACUUUUUAUUUUGUUGAUAAUAGAGGUUAACGCGCCACUUGAAAGGUUAGUGUAUUUAAGUUACAUUGGUUAGAGCACGAUUUUAAGUUUUCGGCUUGGGUGUCGGCCAUGGCGUCGUCUGACGUCACACCGACACUGGGUUGGAUUUGCCUGUCUCGAUAAAGUUUCUGCUGAAGCAGGGUAUUGCUUCAACACACACUUUAUGUGCCAGAGGCACGUCAGGUUUGUACAAAAACUUUGAAAUUUUUAUUUAUUUAUUUAUUCCGAAGGUAAGCAGGUUUUCAACUAUUUUCAUUGUAAAUAUAAGACGAUCCAUGUAAAUUUCUGUUGAACGUUAAAGUUUUAUCGAGUUAUUUAAAAUUUUCAUUGCUUGGCUACGAUGUUAAAGGUAGGUUCACUUAGAACACAGCUGACACGCUAACUUUAACUGUUUAGGUAGUUGCAUCGUAAAUUAACUUAAAAGCAGAGAUAAUGUUAAAGUGUUUCUCGAGACGUCGUUGUAUAUUUUAUGUCAAAAGGUACGGCAUCACUAUUUUCCUCACUGGUGUAUGGUGUAAAUGGGAAGAAAAUUCAUAUAUUUAACGUACGACCCUUCCCCGUCUUUAAGUAUAUGAAUUUUCUCAACAGGGAUCUUGUAGAGGCAGGCGAUUGAAAUGUCACAGCUUACGCUGUUGGAGUGUCCGACUCUCUAUCUUACCACGAAUCACGACCGACAUUGUUUUUAUUACUUCCUUUUUCUUUGUUUUUUUAAUUUCCUUCCGCGUUUUUUCUUGUUGAACUUGGUCUUGGCGCAGUCGGUAAGAUAGGUGAUCGAGAGAUCACAGCGUUUUUUCUAUUUCAUGUAAUUGUUUUGGUCGCUGUUGGGUCGACAUUCCCCUGCCGAAGUAUGUGGCUUGACAGGCGAUUGUUUUGGCUUUGCACCAAUUCAAUCACAGGUUUUCAACCUGUUGGACCAGAUGAACCACUCCUGUGUUAAACAGUGCAAUUGUUCUUAUAGAUUAUGAGGGUUUGGUUCGAUGGACCCCUGUUCUCACGCUGUCAAUGUACUUUUAUGUAGUAGUUUAUAUCUAUCAUUGUAUUGUAUAAGUUGUUUUUAUAAAUAAAGUUUAUUUGGAAAGA